This is a messenger RNA of Ectocarpus siliculosus, 1509 nucleotides long. The record is from the annotation of a GenBank genome assembly. NCBI's taxonomy places the organism in Eukaryota, Phaeophyceae, Ectocarpales, Ectocarpaceae.
AUGGAAAACUACUUUCGCCUGGCGGAGCAGUUCCGGACUCAGGAGGAGGUGACGUUCUGCGGGCUGUCGACUCUCACCAUGGUUCUGAACGCUCUUGCCGUGGACCCUGGUCGAGUCUGGAAAGGCCCUUGGCGGUGGUACCACGAGUCAAUGCUCGACUGCUGUGCCCCCCUGGAGACGGUGAAGGACCAGGGGAUAACGCUGUCUACAAUGGCCUGCCUCGCUCGGUGCAAUGGCCUCGCCGUGGACGUGGCUCGGACGGACACACACACCCUCGAAGAUCUCCGAGCGGUCAUCGAGGAGUGCAGCUCAGCGGAUGCGGGGAGGGUGGUGGUGGUUUCGUACGACCGGCGGGGGCUGAAGCAGACAGGCUCGGGACACUUCAGUCCCAUCGGCGGCUAUCACAAGGAGAAAGACCUCGUGCUCAUCAUGGACACCGCCCGCUUCAAGCUUCCCCCUCACUGGGCACCGCUGCCGAUACUGUGGGAAGCGAUGCAGCGGGUGGAUCCCGACACCGGGAGGCCGAGAGGCUACAUGGUGCUCGAGAAGGCGCACAGCCUGUCGCACCGUCUCUUCUACGCCAACGCGAGAAACUACAAGGACUGGCCCAAGGUUGCAUCGUGGGUGAACGAGAUGAUCGAGCUUGCCUGUGGUGAGCCGAAAGAGGAGAACGAUGACCUGUCGGGCCUUGCCGGCGGCGACGACGACAAUGCAUCCAAAUGCCCCGCCGCUGCCGCUGCCGCCGCCGACGUGCACGAGUCUCGGAGGGCUCUCCGACACGCGACGACCGUGGCGGAGUUCGUGCCGGCCCUGAUGACCCUCCUGCCCCCGGAGGUGAAGGGCCUCCUCACGACCUUCGACGCACCCGAACACGCGUCGACGUCACUGGAGGUGGAGGACCUGCUCUCCACCACGACGCCGGCGCCGCCCUUCAACGCCACCGAGUACGCGUCCGGCAAGGCCCAAGACGUGCUUGUCCUGCAGGCGAUACAGGGCACCGACAUAUACCGAGAAGUGACCAACGUCGAGCGUAACCCCCGCAGCAGCGACAAGCUCAAGCUACAGCAGGAUGAGAACCAGGCCGCGGCCGCCGCCGCCGCCUCGUCCUCUCCCUGUUGUGCCCCGACCCUCCCUUUGCCGGCGGCGGCGCCGCUGCCGCCGUCGCCUCCGGCUGUCCUCUCGCCGGCGUCCGGCGCGCUGUCGUCGGCCUACUCGUUCUGCCCGAAGAAGUCAGGCUGCGGGUGCUCCUGGCGACACGAGGUGUCCAUCGUGGCGUACGCGUUGCUGCUGCUCUUGCACAAACGGGACGAUCACGGCGAGGUCUGCGGCGGCGGCGGCGGCGGCGUUUCGGGGGCGGGGGCAGGGGGGGACAUCCGACCGCCCCCGCUCUGGCGCAAGGACCCCCUUCACCAGCUGCCCGCGACGGUUGCCAUACAGGCCAAGCACGUGGCGGGGAUGCUCGUGGGGCUGGUGGAGCUAGAGGAGUGCGAGAAGUGCAAGGCGCGGUGA